CCAUAGACAUGGCGGCUCCUCUGGAAGUGAUCGUGAGCAGUGACUCGGGCUCUCAGCUGUGGAACUGCACCGUGUUCGACCUGCACAGCGGCUCCAGCCUGCUGUCCUACCGGGGCGGGAACAGCUCGGCCCGGACCCUCAGCGUGCUCCGCGGGGAGUUCCUGCUGUCCGCCCAGCUGGGGAAGAACUUCAUCAACGUGUGGGAGAUCCAGAGGAAGGACCAGCUGCAGCAGAAGUUGGUGUGUCCAGGUGUGGUCACCUGUCUGACCUCCUCACCUGAUGGACUCUUCCUCGCCGCUGGAGUUGCAGAGGCUGUUUACCUGUGGGAGGUGUCCACAGGUAAGCUGCUGUCUGUCCUCAGCCGUCACUAUCAGGACGUCACCUGUCUGAAGUUCACAGACGACAGCAGCCAUUUCGUUUCUGGAGGAAAAGACAACCUGGCUCUGGUGUGGAGUCUGUCCAGUGUGAUCCAGCUGGAUUUAAGCCACACCCCCGAGCCUCGCCACGUCCUGUCCCGCCACUCUCUUCCAAUCACAGACCUGCACUGUGGCCUGAUGGGAGCUCAGGCCCGAGUCGCCACCGCCUCCUUAGACCAGACGGUCAAGGUGUGGGAGCUGUCCUCAGGUGAGCUGCUGCUGUCCGUCCUGUUUGACGUGGAGAUCAUGUCCGUGACCUUUGACCCCUGCGAGUACUUCCUAUUCUGUGGAGGCAGUGAUGGAAACAUUUUCCAGGUGUCUCUGUGCAGUCAGAGUCUCAGCCGGGACAAGUCGUUCCAGUCCGACAGCGACGGGAACCAGGUCUUCAAAGGACACAGGAACUUGGUGACGUGUCUCUCGAUGUCGAUGGACGGGACGCUGCUGCUCUCCGGGUCUCAUGACGAGACGGUUCGACUGUGGGACGUCCAGAGCAAACAGAGCAUCCGCUGCCUCGCUCACAAAGGUCCGGUGACGAAUGCCGUCAUCAUGGCGGCUCCGGCUAACAUGUUCCUGCCCGACAGCCGGCCUGCCGUCCCCCUGCCGCGCUUCAGCCGCCACCUGCACGUGACCGAGGGCGGAGAGUCUGGAGAGGUGUGCGUCCGUCUGGGACUCUACGCACAGGAGGAGGAGCAGACAUACCUGCAGAAAGCUGAUCGUCUGAACUCUUUGAUGAACGCUGUGACUGACAAGUCGGUGUUUGGUGACGGUGAGAACACAAAGGUUCGAGUCGCCGAGCUUGAAGAAGAAGUUCAGACUCUGAAGAAGGUCAACAAAGAUCUGUACGACUUCUCUAGUCAGCUGCUCAUCAAACCCACAUAAAUACACACUUACACAGUUACACACGCACACACACACACACACACACACACACACACA
Centropristis striata (black sea bass) is the source of this 1352-nucleotide messenger RNA. RefSeq names its product WD repeat domain 18 (gene wdr18). The coding region runs from base 9 to 1295 and encodes 428 amino acids. Gene Ontology annotation, cellular component: nuclear pre-replicative complex. The transcript is spliced from 10 exons. The record is from RefSeq and is a predicted model, not a curated record. NCBI's taxonomy places the organism in Eukaryota, Metazoa, Chordata, Actinopteri, Perciformes, Serranidae. Gene Ontology annotation, biological process: rRNA processing; DNA-templated DNA replication. Gene Ontology annotation, molecular function: protein binding.